CGCAGCAAUUCCACAUCGACAACGACAACAACUUGAGGCCGAUCAGAAACAGUCAAGAUGGGUAAGUCAACCUUGCAUCAUUUCUACUUUCACGAGUCUCUCCCGCGACCACGAGCGAAAUAUUCCCUUUGCGAGAACCCGCGAACAAACAGAGCAAGAGCCGAGAGCAAGAGUCGACAGCACGUUUUGGAAUGAGAAGGUGUUGGAUUGCCCGUUCCACAUGCAGUCAAUCGUCAAGAGGAAGUCACAUCACUGGUCUUGCUACGUUCGAUGUUGUCUCGAAGGCAUUGGGAAACCUUUGACCAUCCGCAUAAAAUUUUGUUUCUUUCGCGGCCCUCGCAUUUUCACGGACUCUCCAAGAAACGUUCAAUUUGACCCAAGAAAAAAUGUCGAAAGAUACUGACAAGGAAUCUUCUCUUCUUCUCAGGUCGUCUUCAAGAAUACCAGGUCAUCGGGCGCCACCUGCCCACGGAUGCCAACCCGACCCCGAAGCUGUACCGCAUGCGAAUCUUCGCUCCCAACACCGUGGUCGCCAAGUCCCGCUUCUGGUACUUCCUCAUGAAGCUGCGAAAGGUCAAGAAGUCCAACGGCGAAAUCGUCUCGCUGAACGUCAUCCACGAGAAGCGCCCCCUCAAGGUCAAGAACUUUGGCAUCUGGAUCCGAUACGAUUCCCGCUCCGGCACUCACAACAUGUACAAGGAGUACCGUGAGAUGAGCCGCACCGACGCCGUCGAAGCCCUCUACCAGGAUAUGGCGGCCAGACAUCGUGCCCGUUUUAGGUCCAUUCACAUCCUCAAGGUUGUCGAAGUCACCAACCCCAACGACGUCAAGCGACCAUACAUCAAGCAACUGAUCUCCAAGAACCUCAAAUUCCCUCUCCCUCACCGCAGCACCGCCUCCAAGAAGCUGUUCGUCCCCAACCGACCGAGCACGUUUGCAUAGAUGCACCUGACCUUGCAAAUGCGAUUGUGAGUGUGAUUUGGGUGUUUGUUGGGAGCGUCGUGGGGUGGGCUGUGGUAGUUUACGGAGAACGGUAUGCCGGGGUCCUCGCAUGACGUUGUGUGGGUGCGAGGAGGGUGACUUGUCUCAUCUCAAGAAGGGUUUCGUUAGGCAACCUGAUAUGAGAUCUCUUCCGCACAUAGACACACGCACGAGCCAUGAAGCACAGCAACUGGAUCAGUUUCCUAGUCACACACAAAGUUGAGAUUGAAAGCGAAAUGAAUUGCGUAUGUCAGAAUCGGCUAGAUUUAUGAGGAAGACAAAAGAAAAGGAACUGGCCCUGAGUUGGUGCUGCAUAAAGGAGUGUGUGUUGUGUGUACUUGGCUCCGGCACCAACUAGAGUUCCAAAAAUGCCCAAAAGAAAUCCUACGUUUCAUCAUCA
Molecule: messenger RNA, 1381 nt
Organism: Exophiala oligosperma
Lineage: Eukaryota; Fungi; Ascomycota; Eurotiomycetes; Chaetothyriales; Herpotrichiellaceae
Exons: 3
Coding region: 502-942 (146 amino acids)
Biological process (GO): translation
Cellular component (GO): ribosome; cytosolic large ribosomal subunit
Molecular function (GO): structural constituent of ribosome
Source: RefSeq, a predicted model, not a curated record